GUCGCCCCUUGUACUUUGUCCUGAACCAUCCUUCUCGACCUCCCUCGCCCACCCACAGGCACCCCCGGGAUGAGUGAGCUCUCCCCAGACGUAUCUGCCUCUGCUACGGCGGCGGCAGCGGACGUAAGCAGCCAUCCCCUCGUUUCCCUCAUCUCCGCCUGUUUCUGGGUGAUCCUAUGGGCGCUGUCAUGGGUCAAGUCCCUCAUAGGGAUAGUCACCAUCUCUGUCCCCCGCCUCGUAUACCAGAUCCUGUCGUACUCAAUGACCCUCACGCUGAACUUUUGGUCGUUUGUCCUGAUAUUUGGGACAUGCGCGGUCGCGCUGAACUACUUCAUACGCUUCCGAUACCUCAACGACUACAUGCAGCUGAAGGAACCGCCGCUGGGCAAGCCCGAUGUGAAGGAGCUUCACCCUGAUGUGAACACAGCGGACGAACCUGCAAACUUCCAUAAUUAUCUGGACGACUUUUUGCAGGCCGUUCGCGUAUUCGGCUUCCUGGAGAAACCUGUCUUCCACGAGCUCGCCAGACAUCUGCAAACUCGGCGUCUCAUAGCAGGCGACAGCAUCUCACUCGAUCAAGAUCGCAGCUUCUAUUGCGUGGUGGACGGAACAGUCCAAGUCUUCGCCAAGUCCGACGACGAACAUACUGCAUCUGGAAGCGGCCAGUGGGAUGACGAAGACAUCAAUGGCUACCAUUUAAUGAACGAAGUCACCAGCGGCGGCACGGUGUCAAGCUUGUUCACUAUUCUCAGCCUUUUCACGGAGGAUGUCAAAAUCAGCUGGCAAGACGCAGACGAAUCUCCCAAGCGCACACAUCGCAGCCGGAAGAGCACCGAUGAGCGUAUACGCGUGAACUCUGAUGUAUCGUACUUCAAUCUGGAAAGGCCGGCACUAGUGAGGACACCUCUAUCGAACCCUGGCUUGCGGAGACGAUCCUCGACUUCGUCGUCUGCUUCGACGGUGCAGCCGGAAGAGAGCCCAACUACUCCUGAGGAUCUGAGGCGCACGGCGUCCCCUCCUCCACUAUCCGAACGUUCCUACGCUCCUUCAACACCUGUUCAUCAUAUACAAGGUCCAGUACAGAUACAUCGUGGCGUUGUCGCUCGCGCAACAGAGGAUACGACCCUUGCUGUGAUCCCCGCAGAGGCCUUCCGGCGUUUGACUAAGAAGUUCCCCAAGGCAACUGGGCACAUCGUCCAAGUUAUCCUCACUCGGUUUGCCCGUGUAACCUUCAACGCGGCGCACAAGUACCUUGGCCUAACCAGCGAAGUUCUACGAGCUGAGAAGUCGAUCAAUGACCUCGCCUGCCACCCACUGCCCCCGUCCUUCUACGAAGGCGGCGGCCUCCAACAACUCCGCCACCGCUUCGAAGUACCACCCAGCGGUUCGGACUCCGACAACGACUACUUCACCCACACCGGCGCCCGCACUCACUCGCCCAACCCCAUGUCAACAUACUCCCCGAACCCAAUGUCGGCGCAGGAAUCCUCAACGGACUCGGACGACUCGCACCCGGCCUUUAUACGCACGGCGUCCUCCAGCACAGCUCGCCCCGGAUCGCGCUCGUCGACAAUCUCGUCACCCAACCUUACGAAGACCUCCGGGUCCCGAAUGAAUGUCCAGGCGGGCGAUCUGCUCAGCAGCACGGCGAAUACAAGCCGCUUGUUGCGACCGAUUAACCGGACUGCAAUGACCCCGAGGGUGCCUCUGCGUGCUGUGGUGGAACACCAGUCACCGGAGCGUGCGUUGGGCGAGGAGUUCAAUCUGCGCGAGGAGGUUAUGUCGUGCAUUGCGAAGUCGAUUGGCUUGUUACAACCGCCUAUCAGUGGCAAUGAUUCCCUUGAGGGAUCACCGAAGUUAAAUCCAUUCGAGCGCAGCAGGUCCCCAAUGCCUAGCUCGUUUGGCUCAUUGUCUUUGCUUGAUCUGGGCGACGAUGCCUCUUCCACCAUGACCGGGGGGUCAGCAUCAAUCCAGUCCGGAAGCGGCAUGAGCGGACUGGACAACGAAGUGGAGAUCUUGUUCUUCCCCGCAGGCGCGACACUCACUAAAGCAGGCGAUAUCAGCACCGGUCUCUACUACGUUAUCGAAGGCUUCCUGGACAUCCUCUUGCCUCUGGAGAAGGAGAAGCAAAGAGCCUCUGACCGGCCUGGAGCAAAGAACCCUGGCAAAGGACCCAACAAGAAGCCUCACGACGACUCGGAGACGCACAAGUUCUUGUUCACUGUCAAGCCUGGUGGAAUCGCCGGGUACCUCGCCUCCCUCAGCAACACUGCGUCAUACGUCGAUAUCGUGGCAAAGACUGAUACUUACGUUGGGUACCUUCCCGCGCAAGCUCUCGAGCGACUCCUUGAAAAGCGUCCUAUCGUGCUACUUACCUUGGCUAAGCGCUUGAUCUCGUUGCUGUCGCCCCUAGUCCUCCAAAUCGAUGCCUCCCUCGACUGGAUGCAAGUCAACGCCGGCCAGAUUAUCUGGCGCCCCGAGGACGCCAGCGACUGCUUCUACAUUGUCAUCAACGGUCGCCUCCGUGCCAUCACAGAAACCGAGAAAGGCGACGUCUCCAUCGUCGGCGAGUACGGCCAGGGCGACGCUGUCGGUGAACUGGACGUCAUCACAAGCUCCCCAAGGCAGAACACCCUGCAUGCUAUCCGCGACACCGAGCUCAUCCGCAUGCCGCAGACGCUGUUCAAUGCGCUGUCUAUGAGGGAUCCGAGGACGACGCAACAGAUACUGCGCAAGAUCGCCCUCCGAGUGCGCGAUGAGGCCGAAGGCGGCAAAACGUCGCAGUCACGACCUCCCAUGGAGGUCAAGUCCUCGAACGCCAACCUCAAGACCAUCUGCAUCCUACCCGUCUCGCGCGCCGUCCCCAUCGACGUCUUCGCGCGCAAGCUGCAGACCGCUCUUGAGGGCAUCGGGGCGUCGACUGUCUACCUCAACCAGGCGUCGGUAGCGAACCGCCUCGGCCGACAUGUCUUCACGCGCAUGGGCAAGUUGAAGGCGGCCGGAUGGCUCGCGGACCAGGAACAGAGAUAUCGCACUGUCCUAUACGUCGCCGACAGCCCCGUCAACAACUCGUGGACGCAAACAUGUAUACGGCAGGCGGAUUGUGUCAUGGUCGUUGGCAUGGGGGACGAUGCGUCGAUCGGGGAGUACGAGCGCCUUCUGUUGUCGACGAAGACGACGGCGAAGAAGGAGCUAGUGCUUCUACAUCCGGAUCGCUCCGUGGCGCCCGGGUCGACGAGAGAGUGGCUGAAGAACCGCCCUUGGAUCCAUCAGCACAUUCACGUCGAACUGCCUGGCCUCGUCAUCCCCAUCACCAAGAGCACCGCGCACCUCCCCAAGGACCCCGACCCCAUCAUCGCGCUGAAGAACUUCAAGGACAAAGUCCAGAGCGAGCUCAAGAAAUAUAGGGGCACCGUCGGCGACGCGCGGCCACAGCGUCUGCCGCACGUAAACGAUUUCUCGCGGCUGGCGCGCAGGAUUUGUGGCAAGUCGAUUGGGCUGGUGUUGGGUGGGGGUGGUGCCAGAGGGGUAUCGCAUCUGGGCCUGAUCCGCGCGCUGGAAGAGUAUGGGAUUCCGGUGGAUCAUGUCGGUGGCACAAGUAUCGGCGCCUUCAUUGGCGGCCUAUAUGCACGCGAGGGCGACAGCCUUUCCUCCGCUGGCCGCGCCAAGCAGUUCAGCGGGCGCAUGGGGAACAUUUGGAGGAUGCUCUCCGACGUCACGUACCCUAUUGUUGCUUAUACGACUGGUCACGAAUUCAACCGCGCGAUCUACAAGUCCUUCUAUGACCUGCACAUUGAGGAUAUGUGGCUGCCGUUCUUCUGCAACACGACGAAUAUCACGACGUCGGGGAUGGAUAUUCAUGAGACGGGAUAUGCGUGGAGGUUUAUUCGGGGGUCGAUGACUUUGGUAGGAUUGUUGCCUCCGUUGUGCGACAAUGGGAACAUGCAUGUGGAUGGAGGAUAUGUCGACAACUUGCCCGUCUCGACGAUGUUUUCCAUGGGCUCUAGUGCUGUCUUCGCGUGUGAUGUCGGAUCGAUCGAUGACAAUUCGCCGAGGAACUUUGGCGACUCGGUGUCUGGCUGGUGGCUCUUCAUCAAUCGGUGGAAUCCGUUCUCAGACGCUAGUCGGGUGCCCGCCAUAACGGAGAUCCAGAGUCGGCUGGCAUAUGUAUCGAGCGUCAGGACGCUAGAAGAGGCCAAGGUCGCACCAGGAUGCUUGUACAUCGCCAUGCCGGUGCAGGAGUAUGGCACCUUGCAGUUCAGCAAGUUUGAGGAGCUGCAGAAGAUUGGGUACGAGGCUGGCAUGAAGGCACUGGCGAAGUGGGACGAGGAGGGCCGCCUUCCAUCGCCGUUCAUCGAUGGCAAGCAGCAGUUCUCUUCGAGCAAAAAGCAAGGUCGGGCGGCGAGGAGAAACUCAAUUUAGGGCUGCGGUUUUCAGGGACUAUCUGUUUCCUGCUGUAUAUAUUCGUAUGUAAAUUACUUCAUCCAUCACAAUGCAUCGUCAAGGGCCCUACAGCAAGC
This is a messenger RNA of Schizophyllum commune H4-8, 4520 nucleotides long. RefSeq names its product patatin-domain-containing protein. Bases 70 to 4422 code for a protein of 1450 amino acids. Gene Ontology annotation, molecular function: phosphatidylcholine lysophospholipase A1 activity. The record is from RefSeq and is a predicted model, not a curated record. NCBI's taxonomy places the organism in Eukaryota, Fungi, Basidiomycota, Agaricomycetes, Agaricales, Schizophyllaceae. Gene Ontology annotation, biological process: phosphatidylcholine metabolic process. The transcript is spliced from 19 exons. Gene Ontology annotation, cellular component: endoplasmic reticulum.